UCUUCGAAAAGAGGCUUCAUUGCAAAUAAAAACAUGGACAAGGAGGUGGUACAAGAUCGCAUAGUGAUUUGAAAGGUUGCUCGUGAAAACAAGCAAAAAUGCAAGACAAACAGUAGUAUUUUUUGCUCUGUUAAGAUACAUCAUCCAACACAGAGCUAGAUUUGAGCAAACGCCUGCCCAGUGUCGCAAAACCAGGCAUGUGAUUGAACGGCGGGGUUUGAAAACAUGAUGUAGGGGGCCUUUACCUGGCGCCUCUGCUUUGUCCUUAUUUCGAUUCUGCAGGGUGAUUGUUCUAUGCCAGUAGCUUAAGAAAAAUGCCGAGAUCGGACGAUGAUGGCAAGAUUAUAAGAUCGAAUUCAGAUGGUAAUGCAACGCAUGGUAGAUCACCAUAUGAUCAUGACAAUGGUAGCGGCAGAAAGAUCUCCCUGCCAAGAUGGACCAAGGGAAGUCAUGUUCGCCAGCCAUCAAAGGACAAGUUUGUUGUUGGCAGUGGGAGCGAGAGCAGCGGCUCAGAAAAAGAAUCUGAUUUGUUGGAUCAAGCAGAAGGUAUUGAUUGUGGAACAACUCCCCCUCGGCACAUCAGACGUUUGAAAGGGAAAUCGAAAUCAUGCAAGAAAGAUACAAAAGUACAAAGCAGUUUUCAUGUAAACAUUCCAAAAGAUAGACACAAAAUAGUGUACCAUUAUAAAAAAGAGCAGAAAAGAGCUGUAGUCUCGCAUGGUUUUGCUGAUCAGGAUGGUCAUUAUGAACAGAACCCUUUUUUACCAAGAAGAGUGCAAAGUAUUAGUAUUGCAUCAUCAAAUAGGUAUCGCAGUAUCAAAUCAGUUCCAGCCCUGCUUGACAAACAUGCUGAGGUAGCCCUGUCUUCAGAAGCUUCAAGCUCUAUUUCUCAAUCAAGAAGCUUUGGCAAAAUUUCUCAUGGCCAAGACUGCCCUCCUCAACGCCUUCAUUUUUUCAAAACUUUUCAGCUUCUUGUGAAGUUAGGUGACAAGCAUGGAAAAGGGGAAAGACGAAAAUCAAGUAUUAGUGUACCAAAUGAUGAAAAUGAGCAAAAUCAAAACUUACAGAUUCGGUUUGAUCAGGUGUUGUGGCUUGAACUUCAAGCAUGGCACUAUGGAAGAAAACUUGAAGAACAAGACAAUUACUUGCUUGAAGAGAGAAAGAACUUUGAUGAUAUUCUAGAUGAAGUAAUUAAUUUUCAUUUCCCAACUGCCUUGGAAAAAUUUGAAGCAAUGGUUUUAGAAAGCAUAAAGAAGCCAACAACCAGCACUUCUAAUUCAUCUCCAUUGGAACCCUCUAGUGCUUCAACAGCCCCCUCAGUGAGUCUGCCAUUCUUACCACAUGAUGUCAGCCAUGGCUGUUCUACCACUGAAGAUCACUUCACAGGGUCAAUUCAACGCAAGGCCAUGCAUAUAAUUAUAAUGCUGCUAAAGAAGGUAGAAGACGGCACUGCUUUGUAUCCAACAAGAAAGGCAUUGUCAGACAUGCAUCCAAAAUAUUCAGAUCCUAAAUUUAUUAGAAAUUUUGAAACUCUUAAUUUAUGGCUAAACAUUUGCAAGGAACUUUACCACAAACUUCAAAUUAUAGCUAGUUUGAUUGAUGUAGAUGUAGAUGACAACCAGACCUGGGAGGAUUGGUUUGAUCAUGGUCUUGGUUUAACAUGUAUCAAAACGCAUAAAACCUAUAAACAAAGAAAGCAGUCAUUUAGAGAUGACUCAUACCAAGAACUGCCAAGCAGUCACGAUGUCCCUUCUGGAGGGACAGCACCUAAUAGCCCUACUUCACCUCCUCCUGUUCACAAAAGAAGAUCUGUUCUAAAAGAGACAACUACAUCGCGGUAUAGAUCAUUUGUGGAAAAGAACAUUCGACAAAUUGGCUUGAAUGGCUUGUCAAGGAGAAUCAAGGCUGCUUUGCAUAAGACUUUAUGGAAAGCAAGGCAAGCUCUUGAGGUACCUGCUGAAGCACAUGAUUUGAUGGAAAGGCAGCAUAACUAUGGCAAAGUAAUUGAUUUGGUGAAUUUCCUUGAAAAGACCUCUAUUGAUGAUCCAAGCCAAAAGACUGUUUUAGAGUCAAUGGUUUUGCACCCUGAAGAUUUCAAAACUAAAGACACGCAAACCCAUGAUAGAGGAGUAUGGAGCCAAGAAUUUUCAGACAUGGGUCUUCCAUCAUUUCUUGAACUAUAUCUGUUUCUAACGAAAAUUGCCUUUGAUAUAUUACAUGAGAGCAUGCGGUAUCAUCUGGAUCACAGACCGAAAGGAGAUCCAUCAUCAAUGAGCAUCAAACAGCUUAUUAACGAGUGCAAAGAGGUCAUCAGCGGUGCAAUAAUUUGCAAAUACUACUAUCAAGAUAUGACAUUGUCAGCUUUAACUGCUGAUGAUAAAGUACGGAUUGAUUCUAUUGACAACGACAUCAAUGAGUUUGAAGAAGAUGUUCAGUCUAUGCUUUCAGUGUACUUUGACUAUUUGCAACACCUCUUCCAAAUUCUACAACGUCUUCCGGAAGCCAGUCGAAGCCUUAAAAACACGAUGGAAGACGAGUGGCAAUUUUCAAAGGAAAUUUGUCCACAUACCAAAGGGUUAGAGGCGCAAGCUGGUAGAAGAUUUUGCGUUCUGGCUACUGGUCUGUUAGAUUCAACUGCACACUUCCUCGAAUCAAGUUUAGACGAUUGCUUAUCAGAUCUUUUUGACAAAAUGGACAAAAGCUCUGAGAGGGCAAAGGACAUUUCCUUAGAAGUCUGCAGAAAUCACAAGAAGCUCUUUAACGAAAUCCGCGAGAGAGCUGCGAAGGCGCUCGGUUUUGCAAAAAUGCUGCAGAAAGAUCUCGGGAUAGCAGCAGAAUACAAAGUUGAAGUGAGCGUACAGAAAAUCUUUUCGUUGUUGAAAAAUUCAGGACACGUUAAGGUGGAUUGUAUAUCGUCGGAUAUACAGUACGAAGUCUACACCCAAAAACAACUUGCUGCAGAUAAAAGGCAAAUUCUGAGACUUCUCAAUGUGACUUGCGGCUUUGAAGACCCCGCAGAGGCUGGUAAUUCACACAGCGAUGGUUACAUCAUUCUUCUUAAUCUUACGGAGAACGAAGAUGAAACUGUGGAGGAGAAAGUGGAGUGGGAUGGAGACGUUGUUACUGUCAGCCCAACAGUUGAUGCAACGAUUGCACUUGCCAAUCUACAGGUUGAGGGUCUUAUGGUAAUAGCUUGCAACUCGUACCAGUUAUUCACGCAGAGGAUUGUUUUGCGGAGGUUGCUAGGCGACGCAAUUACCCUUGUAAACGAACAGACAUCCAGCCAUCAGACGAUUGCAGAGGCACUGCUAGAGUUUCGUAACUCAGCUGAGCAUCUUGCACAAGGAAUUCUUGAUUCAGUCCAAAAGACUCUAAAACCCCUGAAUUUGGAGAGCAUUUAUCGCAUGGAACAGAGUGAGAAAGCCCUUGUUCACAAAAACUACGUUGAAACGAUGCAUCUUUGUUUUAACACUGGCUUUGAGUAUUUGCGUGAAUUAGACAGACUGCUUGGUGGCCAGACCAAAAAUCUGUGUCCAUCCAUGAUGGAAUUCGCCAAGGAAUGGAUGGGCUUCGUUUGUAAUAACGUCGACAAAGGCCGCGGAAAGAAGCCUAGAUGGUCAACCACUGGGCUUGAAUUCAUUGUUGAUGCUUGUCACCCCAGGCAUCUAAGAGAUAUGGAAGAAAAUGAUUUCCAGGAGAUGAAGAAAGCGAUACAAAACUGCAUUACUCACAUUUAUGGCCACCCGGAACCUGCUCUCUCCCAAACAGGUGCUGCAAGUCCGGGUCAGAUGCAUCGUAUGAAAAGCCAUCCUGGAAGCCAUUCCCCACAGAAGCCUUCGAAAUCAAAGAGGAAAUCAAGUGGAGCGGAGAAUCGUGCUAAAUUCGAGUCACAUAAAAGCAUGUCAGAUUCAUUUGGGCCUGGUCAAGCUACUUUCUGUCCUAUUCAUAUUGGCUCAGAUUCAGAGUUUGACCUCUCGCCAAAUGCUGAAAAACACCAUAAGAAGUCAGAGCAACGCAAAUCUUCUCAAUUCGCAUCAUCGACAAUAUCACACUUGGAUCAAAUGGGUCGUGAAAUACGAAAAUUGGAGAAGAAGAGAAACGAUAUGCUGUUCCGUGAAAAAAUAAUUGGAAGAGUCAGUGACAGGAAGCCUGAUCUUGCUAGUGAUUUGGUUAACAUAAGCUCAAGGCGAGUCAAUUUCAAGUGGCAUAUGGGGAAUAAGAUAGGUGAAGGCCAAUUCGGCACUGUAUAUUCCUGCGUGAAUCAAGAUACAGGAAAGCUGAUUGCAAUGAAACAGAUUCAAUUCAACCCACACGACUACAGCUCAAUACAAGAUAUAGCGGAUGAAAUUACAAAUAUCCAAUCACUGCAACACGAAAGUCUAGUCGAAUAUUAUGGAGUAGAAGUUCACAAGAACGAAAUGUUGAUUUUCAUGGAGUACUGUGAAGAUGGAACUAUUGCAGAAGUCUCGAAAAUUGGAUUGCCCGAAGAAAUCAUUCGUGUAUACACGCAGCAAAUCGUAAAAGCAGUACGGUUUGUCCACGAGCACGGAAUAGUCCACAGAGAUAUAAAAGGUGCAAAUAUCUUUGUGUCUUCAAGUGGGCUGAUCAAGUUAGGUGAUUUUGGCUCAGCCGUUCGGCUAAGAGAUCCUUUUCAUACGUUGCAAGGAGAAGUGUGUAAAACAAGAGGAACGCCAGCUUUCAUGGCCCCAGAAGUUAUUAAUACUAAAGAAGUGGGCUAUGGCAGAGCAGCAGACAUCUGGAGCCUUGGAUGUGUCGUUAUUGAAAUGGUUACUGGCAAGACCCCAUGGGAAGGUUUCGAUUGGUUCGCGAUUAUUUACCGAGUAGGUGCAGGUGCUGUACCAGGAAUUCCAGAGAGCCUUAGUGACGAAGGAAAAGACUUUCUCAUGAACUGUUUCAAGCGUGAUCCAAAAGAUAGAUGGACAGCUGAGAUGCUGGAAGGGCAUCAUUUCGUGAUGUGCUGCUGAGGGAAUCCAGAAUUUUUUCCAUCCUGUUUGGGAAUAUCAUGUAAAGUGGUGAAAUUGUGGUGUUUAUUUUUUGGUGAAAACGACUGGUUUUAAUGGAAUAUGUGCAUGAUAUAUGCAGGCUGUAGGCUUUUUAGCAAAAGCGAUUUAAUUGAUAAUUAUUAUUUAAGAUAAAAUUUUUUACUGUAGUUAAGUGACCCCGUUUGCAAAAAAUUAUUUGGAUUUCUCUGACAUGCCAUCCUCCAUCUUUAAAGUUUUAAUGGUGUAAUCAAUACAUAUUUGAUUAAAUUAUGUG
This is a messenger RNA of Rhopilema esculentum, 5277 nucleotides long. RefSeq names its product mitogen-activated protein kinase kinase kinase 4. NCBI's taxonomy places the organism in Eukaryota, Metazoa, Cnidaria, Scyphozoa, Rhizostomeae, Rhizostomatidae. Gene Ontology annotation, biological process: MAPK cascade; protein phosphorylation. Gene Ontology annotation, molecular function: ATP binding; protein kinase activity. The record is from RefSeq and is a predicted model, not a curated record.